Molecule: messenger RNA, 567 nt
Organism: Actinia tenebrosa (Australian red waratah sea anemone)
Lineage: Eukaryota; Metazoa; Cnidaria; Anthozoa; Actiniaria; Actiniidae
Source: RefSeq, a predicted model, not a curated record
AUGGCGGAUGAGCAAGUCCUGCUUCAAAGKGAGUUGCUGAGCGAGUUCAUACUUACCGUUCGUACAGUAGAGGGAAAAAAUUAUGAGCCAACGUCCCUCCGAGGCAUGAUUGCUAGCUUUGAAAGAUUUUUAAAGCGCAAAAACUACCAAGUCAGUAUUAUCAACGAUUUGGCAUUUGAAAAAAACCGUAAAACCCUGCAGUCUAAGCAAAAAGAGCUAAAGAAACGAGGCAAAGGUAAUAAGCCAAAUGCAUCAGUGGCAUUGACAGAAGAUGAGRUGAAAGUCCUCUAUGAAAAAGGUCUCCUUGGAAUUUCAAGUCCUGAGGCGCUUCUUAACUCUCUUUGGCUGAACAAUACUCUUCAUUUCGGACUUCGUGGGAUUCAGGAACAUCACAGUAUGUGCUGGGGCGAUGUGACUUUGAACAAAACAGCGGGUGGCGUCGAGUAUCUAGAAUACAACGAAAGGCAAACGAAAACACGUACCGGCGCAAACGCAACUGAUGUCAGGCCGUUUCCACCAAAAAUGUUCGCCACGGAUGGCAGUGAAAAAGAUCCCGUCAAAGUUUAC